AUGCUGGAGCUGCUCGUAGCGCUGCUGGCCCUGGCCCUCGUCUACUUCGCGUUGCUGGACGGCUGGUACCUCGUGCGCGUGCCGUGCGCCGUGCUGCGCGCGCGCCUCCUGCAGCCGCGCGUCCGCGACCUGCUGGCUGAGCAGAGCUAUGCGGGCCGCGUGCUGCCUUCGGACUUGGACCUGCUGCUGCACAUGAACAACGCGCGCUACCUGCGCGAGGCCGACGUGGCACGCAUCGCGCACCUGGCCCGCUGUGGUGUGCUCGAGGGGCUGCGCGCGCUCGGGGCGCGCGCCGUGCUGGCCGCUUCCUGCGCGCGCUACCGCCGCUCGCUGCGUCUGUUCGAGCCGUUCGAGGUGCGCACGCGCCUACUGGGCUGGGACGACCGCGCCUUCUACAUGGAGGCGCGCUUCAUCAGCCUGCGCGACGGCUUCGUGUGCGCGCUGCUGCGCUCGCGCCAGCAUGUGCUGGGCACCUCGCCAGAGCGAGUCGUUCAGCACCUGUGCAAGCGCAGGGUGGAGCCCCCGGAGCUGCCAGCUGACCUGCAGCACUGGAUUGCCUACAAUGAGGCCAGCAGCCAGCUGAUUCGGGCCGAGAGUGGGCUCCACGACGUUCUCAAGGAGCAGUGACUGCCACAGCCUCCCUGCCCUGCCCACCAGCCUUAACCUGGAGGCAGCAUGGGCCGGCUGGACUGGGCCCUGUUUGAAGUGGAGUGGCCUUGCGACCCGCCCAGCCCCCUCACAUGCUCAAGGCCCUCCCCCGUCCCCAUUAUUUAUGCCCCUCCGUACCCCAUCCCACGCCGAGCACGGGGUGGGGGUGACGCAGGCACCCAGCCAGCUCUGCCCUCGGGGUGAUAACGAUGGGCAAACUGGGGCCCAGGGCCCUUGGUAUGCAGGC
This is a messenger RNA of Budorcas taxicolor (takin), 895 nucleotides long. It is a transcript of the gene THEM6, whose product is annotated as thioesterase superfamily member 6. Bases 1 to 627 code for a protein of 208 amino acids. NCBI's taxonomy places the organism in Eukaryota, Metazoa, Chordata, Mammalia, Artiodactyla, Bovidae. The record is from RefSeq and is a predicted model, not a curated record. The transcript has 2 exons.